CGCCUUAUCUGCGCCAUCGUGCAACCUCGGAUAAGAGCAUGCGCUCUCCGAGUCAUUGAUUGAAAGAGAUAAACCGUCUUUUGUUUCGCCAUGUGGUCUUCGGCUCCCCGUCUUCUUCUCGGUCUCUAUGGGCUGUUAUCGGCCGUGGGAUCGGCUCGCGCCGAUGUUGAUUUCAUGAGUGUGAGGCCUAGUAUGGUCAAGGAAUAUACGGGAACAGGAGGGGAACCAGGAGAGAAAUACUUCAAGGAAUCAAGCUUUCAUUACCAUUAUGAUGGACGCUUCGCAGACGGACCUCUUCCUGAGGACAAGACUGUUCCACAUCUGUCAGAACUCAUCCGGACUUAUCUUUCGACAAUGGGAGACCUUGGGGUCGAAACAUGGAUAAUGCACGGAACUCUGUUGGCAUGGUGGUGGAACCAGAAGAUCUUUCCAUGGGACAACGAUCUCGACGUUCAGAUCUCCGAGCCGACCAUCCAUUUUCUCGCCGAUUACUACAACAUGACCGAGCACCACUUUGAUAUUCCCGGAGUGGAGGGUGGCCGAACGUAUCUCCUCGAAAUCAACCCGAACUAUGUUGUCCGGUCGACCGAUGACAAAUUGAACGUGAUUGAUGCCCGGUGGAUCGACACUUCUUCCGGGCUCUUCAUCGAUAUCACGGCGGUUCGCAAAGACGACGAGCGGAGGGCCCAUGGGGACCCUGGCUCGCUGAUGUGCAAGGAUGGCCACCGAUUUGAUGAAACCGAGAUCUUCCCGCUGCGCAACAGCUAUUUCGAGGAUGUCCCGGUCAAGAUCCCGUUCGAAUAUGUUCGGCUGCUCAAGAAGGAGUACGGCUCCAAGUCGAUGACGGCGUCUGUGUUCCAAGGUUAUCAUUUCAACCAGGUCACUCAAGUGUGGGAUAGAAUGAACUUGUCCUCAGCCCCAUCGUCCCUCUCUCCCAGGAACGGGUCUGACGUUGUUCCUGGCCCGCACACCACCCUCAACUCCCAUGCCGUCUCACAUUCUUCGCAGGACAGCUUGCGCAGCUGCAUCACCUGCCGUCGGAGGAAAGUUCGCUGCAACAAGAAAACCCCUUGCUCCAACUGCGUCAAGGCCGGCAUCCAGUGUAUUUUUCCCCCUCCCGGACGGGCGCCCCGCAAGAUUAAACGGCCGCAAGAUGCGGAACUUCUGUCUCGGUUAAGGCGUCUCGAGGGCGUCAUUGAACAUCUCAGUGAGAAGAAAACAAAUAGUGUCGCUCCGUCGUCCGAAACGCCCUCCCCACGGGUCCAGCAGCAGACCGAAAAUCCGCCCGCACCCGCAGUGCUGCCCCAAGCGCCUCAGCAUACCGGCGAUGCCGAUGGCUGCCCACUGCUGCUGGAUGCUUCCAAAUUGGAUCCCGCCGUACCCAUCGCACAGCGAAAUGUGGAGCACGAGUUUGGUCGGUUGGUGAUCGAGGAAGGUCGAAGUCGUUAUAUUGAGGAGCUCCAAGAUAUCCUAGAUCCAUCGUCCUCUGAUGAGGAAGAUUAUCCAUCUCCCGAGACAUCGUCCAGCCACUCAACGAACCACGACGGUUUUUUGUUUGGUUUCUAUUCCGUUUCGCACUCAUUACACGAGUUUCUCCCCUCCAAGUCCCAGAUUCCGACGCUAUGGAGUAUUUGGAUGGAUAAUGUGGCGCCGCUAAUACCCAUUGUGCACAAAGCGUCGGCCCAGCAAUUAUUUAGCACCGCUGCGCGAGAUGCGAGCAGCCUGGAUAAGAACUAUGAGGCACUGUUCCUUGCGAUGUGUUUGGUCUCUAUCGUCAGCUUGUCGCCUGAGCAGUGCUCUCUACGGCUAGGAGAAGAACGGGAUGCGGCGGUCAAGCGGUACCGUUUCGCGGUGGAGCAAGCGCUAGCCAAGGCGGACCUCCUAAAUACCCAGAACUUUACACUUUUGCAAGCACUCGUGAUCUUUCUGCUUGGAAUCCGUCGAGAAGAUGAUACCAAGUUUGUGUGGUCGAUGACGGCACUGGUCCUUCGCCUGGCGCAGGGACUCGGUCUCCACCGGGAUGGCACCAACUUUGGGCUGAAACCUUUUGAAACGGAGAUGCGCCGACGACUGUGGUGGCAUAUCUGUUUGCUGGAUAUUCGGUCGGCAGAGGAUCACGGAUCCGAUGCGCAGAUUCAUGAACGAUUGUACGAUACUCGCCUUCCGUUGAACAUCAACGAUGAAGAUAUUACGCCGGACAUGCAGGAGCCUCCUCAGGAACACGUGGGCUGGACGGAGAUGACCUUUUGCUUGAUCCGGUGUGACAUCGCGGUUGCGGUGCGCCGAGUGAGCUACGCCUGUCCGAACGGCCGAUUCGCUGCGGCCGCUCGGCACAUCGAUCCAGAUAACUGUGCUCGGUUGAUCCGGUCCAUUAAUGACCGCAUCGAAGAUCGUUAUAUCAAGCAUUGUGACAUGAACAUUCCCAUUCAAUGGGUUUGCGCGACCAUUGGUCGUCUCAUCCUGACCAAGCUGUGGCUGGUUAUCCAUCAUCCGAUGACCCGGCCUGAGCGUGGACUCAAGCUGAGCCAUGCGAACCGCGAGAGUCUGUUUGCCACGUCAGUCGAGGUCGUCGAGUUCCAGCGACUCUUGGAUGGGGAUGUGAAGACGUACAAAUGGAGCUGGUUAUUUGCCACGAACAUGCAGUGGCAUGCCAUUGCCUUUGUGCUGUCGGAGUUAUGUGUGCGCCCGUUAAGCCCGUUGACCGAUCGAGCGUGGAAAGCCGUGAGCACACUGUAUACCGAGUGGAUUAAGAACAGCAAGCAACGGAAGGGAAUGCUCUGGCGUCCUCUGUCCCGACUGAUGAAGCGAGCCACUGCGUUCCGGGCCAAGCAGGAGGAGAUGCAAGCGCAAAUGAGCUCCAGCAUGGGAGCGGUGCAGGAUAUCGCAUUCACCGGUCACUGUGGGCCGGUUGUACCCCGAGCGCUGGCGUUUCAGCCUUCACCCACCAGUCUGAAUGAUUCCGGCACGCUGGCUGAUACCGGCGGCGUGGACUUUGAUCUUCGCAAAGGGCCCAUGGGGGUAAUUGAAGAGUUAUUCCCUGAUACAGAUUGGCUGAACCCUGCCACGGCUGCCAGUCUCCAGCAGCCGACGAACACGGGCACAGACACGUCGAUGGACGUACUCGUGAGACCGAUGGAGCCGGAGACGCAGCCGGGGAUGCCGAACGGGAAUCUCAAUUGGGAGGAAUGGGAUCAGGUGAUGACGGAUUUCCAGACGGAUUUGCAUGCGGCGAAUACGCAGAAUCCGUAUGGCAACGUGCUGGACUGGCUGGCCUAGGGGAUGGAUGUACUCUUUUUUUUGUGAUACCAAGUUGGCCCUGGUGGCCGAGGUGCCUUGAAUUCUCCUCUCUGACCAAGAAGCUCUCCAUUCUAUGAUAGUAAUGAUGAUGAUGAUGAUGAUACUCCGGACUGUAACAGCUAUGUUCACCUACCUAAGAUAGAAUGCGAGCCUG
Molecule: messenger RNA, 3451 nt
Organism: Aspergillus ibericus CBS 121593
Lineage: Eukaryota; Fungi; Ascomycota; Eurotiomycetes; Eurotiales; Aspergillaceae
Product: Zn(II)2Cys6 transcription factor
Exons: 10
Coding region: 91-3276 (1061 amino acids)
Biological process (GO): DNA-templated transcription; regulation of DNA-templated transcription
Molecular function (GO): DNA-binding transcription factor activity, RNA polymerase II-specific; DNA binding; zinc ion binding
Source: RefSeq, a predicted model, not a curated record